Spea bombifrons (plains spadefoot toad) is the source of this 1096-nucleotide messenger RNA. It is a transcript of the gene BTLA, whose product is annotated as B and T lymphocyte associated. NCBI's taxonomy places the organism in Eukaryota, Metazoa, Chordata, Amphibia, Anura, Pelobatidae. The record is from RefSeq and is a predicted model, not a curated record. Gene Ontology annotation, biological process: immune response-regulating cell surface receptor signaling pathway. Gene Ontology annotation, molecular function: signaling receptor activity. Gene Ontology annotation, cellular component: plasma membrane. The coding region runs from base 71 to 988 and encodes 305 amino acids. The transcript has 6 exons.
UUUAAUUUCCCGAGGACAUCUCGGUUAGGUCCGUCAUGCCAUCAAGUCACCAUAGGUCUGAUGAUCACAGAUGAAGACAUUGGGGAGAAUGGAUAGCUGUGUUAAGGAGAGGACUUAUGUAUUGCUGGUUGCAGUUUCAGCUCUGGUCCUACAUCUCCACCAUGCUUAUGGAAACAGCAAUUGUGUAAAUAAUAUAAGCAUUCCAAGAAGCACAGAAUAUAACAGGUCCGCAGGAGAGCCUCUCACCGUAGAGUGUCCCGUCCAGUUCUGUUCUCAACAACCACCCAAUGUGACUUGGUGCAAGGUUUCUGGAGACACAAUAUGCCAAGCUAUAGCAGGAGGUCCGGGGAUCGCCGUUCAAUGGGAAGAACGUAGAAGGAACGAUGGGGUUUAUCUGCUAAAGUUUGUAUCGGUUCAUGAAAAUGAUACUGGAUUCUAUAAAUGUUGGGCAGAGUUCGGCACUCAGCAAACAGUAGGACAUGUGAUAAAGAUCAAUAUAUUGGCUGCUGUCGUGAAAGGAAACACCACCAUGGAUAAAUCAGAGAACACGAGAGUCACUCCCAGUUUGGACCUUAAGAACAUGGAGUGGCUGCUUUAUUUGUCGUUUUCACUUCUCGGCCUCUCUGUGUUUAUUUUGAUAAUAUCUCUCCUAGUUUACUAUCUCAGAAAAGUAAAACAGAAAGCUUCAGCCAGCCCAGAGGAGCCUGAGGAUAAGACGGAAAUUCCUCCAGAAUGUUCCAGCAAUGCACAGCUACAGCUGGAAAGCGCCACCAACGGACUCGUAACCAACGAAAAUGUUGCGGUGGCCGAAGAGACUAGUAAUGACAAUAAAGAACCGACACUGGACUAUGCAGAAGAACAGGACUCCAUUCUUUAUGCUGAUUUAAAGCAUGACGUCAAUAGGGUUACAAAUACAUGGCAUGUAGAUGAUGGGGAGAUUGAAUAUGCCACGGUGCGCAUAAAUGUGGCAUUGGACGAUUCCCAAUGAUGGACGAAAUGGUAGACUAGAAACUGAGAAGAGACAGUAACAAAUUCCCCAAGCCAGAUAUUAUAAAUCAAUUUCCAUAUUUUACCCCUACAUUCGGAAUUUCCAUGU